This is a messenger RNA of Euleptes europaea (tarantolino), 1503 nucleotides long. Its product is annotated as cytochrome P450 2J2-like. Gene Ontology annotation, cellular component: intracellular membrane-bounded organelle; cytoplasm. The transcript is spliced from 9 exons. Lineage: Eukaryota; Metazoa; Chordata; Lepidosauria; Squamata; Sphaerodactylidae. Gene Ontology annotation, biological process: xenobiotic metabolic process; arachidonate metabolic process. The record is from RefSeq and is a predicted model, not a curated record. The coding region runs from base 1 to 1503 and encodes 500 amino acids. Gene Ontology annotation, molecular function: oxidoreductase activity, acting on paired donors, with incorporation or reduction of molecular oxygen, reduced flavin or flavoprotein as one donor, and incorporation of one atom of oxygen; heme binding; iron ion binding.
AUGUUGGGGAUACAGGCGUUUCUGCUGGCUUUGCUGGUCUGCCUCCUGAUUCUGUACUUUCUGAAACAUAAUUGGGUACCCAGCUCUUACCCUCCGGGACCUCUUUGGCUUCCAUUCAUUGGAGACCAAUGGAAAAUAGGAUUCAAAAUUUCUGAAGGCGUUUACAGAAAACUGGCCGCACAAUAUGGGAACAUUUACUCUUUGGCAAUAGGAUCUCAAGCUGCAAUAGUAGUUCAUGGAUUUCCAGCAGUGAAAGAAUUUCUGAUAAACAAUUCGGCACAGGUUUCCGGACGACCUGCACUCCCCUUCCUGGAGGCUAUAUCACAAGGAAAAGGUAUUAUAUUCUCAAGCGGCCACACCUGGAAGCAACAGAGGAAGUUUGGGUUAGUGGCCAUGUGGAAGAUGGGAAUGGGGAAGAGAAGCAUGGAGCAGAAAAUUCAAGUGGAGGCUGAUCAUCUUGUUGAGGCUCUUGCACGUGCCAAGGGGCAACCACUUGACCCUACAUUACUGAUCAGGCAUUCAAUCGUCAAUGUGAUUUGUGCUGUCACUUUUGGAUACCGGUUUUCUUUAGAUGAUGAAGUAUUUCUCAAGUUAGAAGAAGAUGUCAACGUAUUUUUGAGAUUUGGAGGUUCUUUAAGUUAUCUUUUGUAUGAAUCUUUGCCAUGGCUCAUUAAACGCCUUCCGGGGCCUCACAAUAAAGUGCUUGCAUGUGUAGAUGAUGUGAAGUCAUUUGCGAGAAAAGAGAUAGAAAAACAUAAGGAUCAGCAAGCCAGGCAUGAGCCACAGGAUUUUAUUGAUUUCUAUCUACUUCAGAUGGAGAAAAGCAAGAACGACCCUAGCUCUACAUACGACGAAGAAAAUCUGACACAGUGCAUUUUCGACUUCUUUAUAGCAGGAUCAGACACGACCGUAAACACUGUGCUAUGGGGUCUGCUCCUCAUUGCAAUGCAUCCAGACAUCCAAGCUAAGGUCCACAAGGAGAUAGACGACGUUUUGGACUCCUUUCAGUCAUUCGAGUAUCGAGAUAAGAAGAAACUACCGUACACCACUGCUGUGAUACAUGAGAUCCUGCGAGCUCACCCUAUCUUAACUUUUGGGAUCCCCAGACGAUGUGUGGCAGAUCUGAAUGUGCUCGGUUUUUUCAUUCCAAAGGGGACUUGCGUAAAUUUGGAUCUAGAUUCUAUUUUUUUUGAUCCCAAGAUAUGGGAUGCCCCCACAGAGUUCAAUCCAAAUAAUUUUUUGGACAAAGAUGGACAUUUUGUGGAGAAAGAGGAAUUCAUUGCAUUUGGUGCAGGGGCCCGUGUGUGUCUUGGGGAGCAACUGGCAAGGACUGAACUCUUUGUCUUCUUCACCAGCCUACUGAGGUCAUUCACCUUCCAACUGCCAGAAGGAGUGACAGAAAAUGGCAAAAAGCCUAUGUCUGGAUUCACAACAGCUACCCCUCCCUAUAAGAUUUGUGCUGUUCCUCGCGACAGAUCAGCACAGCCCAUGAAAAUAAUUUGA